AUGCCUACCCGGUUUUCCAAGACGAGAAAGCACCGCGGCCAUGUGUCCGCCGGUAAGGGGCGUGUCGGCAAGCAUAGGAAGCAUCCCGGUGGUCGUGGUAUGGCCGGUGGUCAGCACCACCACCGUACCAACCUCGACAAGUACCACCCUGGUUACUUCGGAAAGGUCGGCAUGAGGCACUUCCACCACCUCCACAACCACGACUGGGCCCCCACCAUCAACAUUGAGAAGCUCUGGUCCCUUGUCCCCGUCGAGACCCGCGACAAGUACAUCAGCGGCGCCAAGUCCGACUCUGCGCCCGUUAUCGACCUUCUGUCCCACGGCUACGCCAAGCUCCUCGGCAAGGGCCGUCUCCCUGAGGUUCCUUUCGUUGUCCGGGCGCGGUACGUCAGCGCGGAGGCUGAGCGCAAGGUGACUGAGGCUGGUGGUGUUAUCGAGCUCGUUGCUUAA
This is a messenger RNA of Dichotomopilus funicola, 450 nucleotides long. RefSeq names its product 60S ribosomal protein L28. Gene Ontology annotation, cellular component: ribosome; cytosolic large ribosomal subunit. The coding region runs from base 1 to 450 and encodes 149 amino acids. Lineage: Eukaryota; Fungi; Ascomycota; Sordariomycetes; Sordariales; Chaetomiaceae. Gene Ontology annotation, biological process: translation. The transcript has 9 exons. The record is from RefSeq and is a predicted model, not a curated record. Gene Ontology annotation, molecular function: structural constituent of ribosome.